GCUGUUGACAUGCAUGUGAUUGACUGACUACAGAAGAAAGUCUUACAGGUCUUGUAUCCAGACAUACCUCAGCCUUUCGAACCAACUCCUAACAAUAACUUAAGCACGUAACGCAGGGCGGUGAGCCCUCCAAUGGCGGCGAGCGCAAAACCCACACCCAUCAUUUUUCUGCCGCGCGUAUCUCCUCGCGCGAUAACCCAGAGCGCAAGCCUCAACGCAACAACAACUACUGUAGUAAAUCCUUCAAUCCCACCAACUCUUCCACCCCAAUGCUCCUCCCCCGACGCCUGGUCACCUCUCUAUUCCAAGCAGCUGUUCCAUCAGCUCGCCCAACCUCCUCACAAUGUCUCCUCCCCCGCACUCAUAACCCCAUCCGCCCGGUUCUCCCCUCCAGACUGCACCAGCUUCGCUCCAUAACCACAACGCCCAUCCCCGCAGCCUCCACCCCUUUCCGCCUCACCAGCAGCAGCAGCAGCAACACCCCACCCAAACCCGAGACCGAAACCCACUCCGAGAUCCAACCCGAGACCGAAACAGCCCAUUACCGCGACCCAAACGCCUACUACAGCCCCUACAAACCCAAGCGCCAAUGGCCCCCGGACCUUUCGAAGCUCUCCCCGAAGCACCAGUUCCGGCUCGAGCGCAAGUACCGGCGGCGCGCGGCGUUGAAGUACGCCCGGCCUAAGUGGACCAAGUUCACCAAGCUGGCGCAGUGGUUUAGUAUUGCCUUUGUGCUAAUUUAUGCGAUGUUGUUCAUGGAGUGGGAUGAGAAGGGGGGUCCGUUCGAUGAUCUUCGGAAGGCUUUCUUUGGAGGGUUAAAGGGAGCGUUCUCGACGCCCGCACCGCCGAGACCUAUCAAACAGUCUGAUGAAGAGAAGUAAAGGAACUGGCUACUAUUCACAGCUUGACGGCUAUUUCUCAAAGGUCGAUCUAGACAAAGAAGACCUACAAACUGUAUAUUACCUUGUCCAUGUACAAGUAAGAUGAUACAAUAAUGACAUCCAAGAAGACCCUUAGUAUUGAACUGUCGGCCGUGAAAAAAAGUCCGAACCUAAAGC
Aspergillus saccharolyticus JOP 1030-1 is the source of this 1058-nucleotide messenger RNA. RefSeq lists its product as uncharacterized. The transcript is spliced from 4 exons. Bases 270 to 881 code for a protein of 203 amino acids. The record is from RefSeq and is a predicted model, not a curated record. Lineage: Eukaryota; Fungi; Ascomycota; Eurotiomycetes; Eurotiales; Aspergillaceae.